AUGGAACACGAAACCCUUUUAUCUGCCUACAUUGAAUCAUUGAAACACGACAAUGAUUUGGAUCACAAAAAUGGUGAUACGGAGGCAAGUACGAAAGCUUGCAAGAAGGACAAGAGAUGGACAAGAAAGUACCUUGGGCUAUGCAUCAGUCUCUGCGUGGUUAGCGUACUCAUUGGCUUCUUAGGUAGCCGGUUGUUGCAAAGAACGAUAUCAAACGCGCUGAAGACGAAUUCUGAGUCCGCAACAGAGAUCUGUCAAGCGCCAUCUAUACGACGCGAAUGGCGCAGUCUGAGCGAAUUUGAGAAAGACACUUAUACAGAUGCUGUCCUCUGUCUACGAACGAAGCCUUCGCGGAUCGGAAUGAACCAUACCCUCUGGGAUGACUUUCCAUAUGUACACUUCCAGUCUAACGACGAUAUACAUUUUGCGGCACCGUUUCUCACUUGGCACCGUUAUCUCAUUCACACAUAUCAUCAGGCGUUGGUGACGGAAUGUGGUUAUAAUGGAGAGCUCCCGUACUGGGACUGGACGCUGGACUGGCAGAACCUCUCUGCCGCGCCAGUUUGGGAUCUCGAACAUGGUUUCUCCGGCAAUGGCCACGAGAGCUCAGAACCCAGCGCCUUGUUUCCACGUUCGCAUUGCAUCGAAGAUGGUCCAUUCGCUAACGUCAAUGUUUCACUCGCUGGUGCUACAUACGCGCCUCAUUGUCUGACUCGCGACUUCGGGUCCUUUAGACAUGAGCCCGUUGCGAGCCUAUCGCAGCACCUUCGGCCGAGCGCAAUUGAGGCUCUUAUGGAAGAAGACGACUACUACAAGUUUCUCCUAAAAUUUGAAGAUGGUGCGCAUAUAGCGAUACCGAAGUUCAUUAUGGGAGAUUUUCACCUGUUCACAUCGCCUAAUGGUAGGUGCUUCCAAUUCUUCUUGACCGUUUUGCUCACAUUCCUGAAAAUGGAGAACAGCUCCACUGAUGCAUUGGUAGACCCAAUAUUCUUUCUCCAUCAUGGGCAAAUUGACAGGAUUUGGUGGCGGUGGCAGCAACAUAAUCUACAACAGCGACAAUACAGGUACACAGGUAGCUUCAAGCCCAGGUCGAAAGAGCAGGCAAAUUUCGAUGAUAUUGUCUCGAUUGGAGGUCUUGCUCCGGAUAUCAAGGCUUCAGAACUCUUGAAUGUACGAUCGGGUAUAUUUUGCUAUACAUACUAG
Molecule: messenger RNA, 1203 nt
Organism: Alternaria burnsii
Lineage: Eukaryota; Fungi; Ascomycota; Dothideomycetes; Pleosporales; Pleosporaceae
Exons: 3
Coding region: 1-1203 (400 amino acids)
Molecular function (GO): oxidoreductase activity
Source: RefSeq, a predicted model, not a curated record